AUGAGACUGCUACCUUCUCUAGGAAUAUGUCUUGCGCUGGGCGGUGCCUGGCUGAAAGCUGUAGAUGCAAAGUCAGCAACCGGAGACCGUGUACUAGUCCUAGUGCCAACAACCGAGUCCGCAAAACAGUACACGCACUUUCUCGGCACCCUCGAAACACGCGGCUUUGACAUCUCAGUGAGGGCAGCCUCAAACUCAUCCGUGGCUCUGCACCUGGAUGGAGAGCGCCUGUAUGACCACGCGAUUCUCCUCUCACAAUUUAUUCGGUUCGUUGAUGAUGGCGGAAACCUGCUUGUGGCCGCGUCCAGCGAGCUCAGUGAUUUCCACCGCAAGCUUGGCGCGCAGUUCGGUGUUGAGUUUGAGAAGCGCGGGAGCCGGGCUAUUGACCACGUCAGUCAUUUGAGCGAGAAUGGCUCUGAUGAUCACUCGGUUGUUGCUGCCCACCGGUUCUUCGGAGUGCCCGCUGUGCUGCCCUCACUUUUGGCGGAAAGAAUCCGGUACUGCCAAGAACCCGCUGCUUGUGCCCGUGUUGGUUGGAUCACCACCACAUACUCAGGAAAUGCUGCCACGGGCGGUGACAGCGAUAACAAGGCUCUGAGUCCCAUGGAUACACCAUUGAGCGGCAAGGCACUUGGUUUGGUCAGCGUGUUCCAGACACGCAGCAAUGCCCGCGUGGCGUUCUCCGGCAGCACAGAGCUCAGCAACACACAGUUUGUUGCCGAGGUCUCAAAAUGGGUUCUGCAGGAAAAGUCUGUUUUGCGCGAAACCGGACACCGCCACCACCUGUUGUCGACCGGCGAGAAGCCUGAAUACUAUCGGAUUGGUAACGAGAUGGUGUACGAGAUUGAUCUCUCAGUGUACCGCGAUGACGCCUGGCAUCCGUAUGUGGCCAAUGACGUGCAGUUUGAAGCCAUCAUGCUUGACCCCUAUGUUCGUUUGACUUUGAACCGCACACUGUCGACUGACUCCAAAUCACCGAUGGCGACGUACCGCGGUGAUAUCAAGCUUCCAGAUAGAUACGGCACGUUCACUUUCCGUGUUAAUUACAAGCGCACCGGAUACUCCAACGUUGAUGUCAAGGACACUGUUGCCAUUUGGCCGCUGCGUCACGAUGAGUAUCCGCGCUUCCUCACGGCCGCGUACCCGUACUACACUAGUUCCUUUGUGAUGAUCAUCGGGUUCCUGGCGCUCAGCGCCGCAUGGUUGUGGAACGCUGAACCCAGGGCCAAGGCCAAUAUCAAGGACGAGGGGAAGACCAAGGCCAAGAACAAGACAAAGCAGUCCGCCACAUCAAAGCCAAAGUCAAACUAA
Kickxella alabastrina is the source of this 1311-nucleotide messenger RNA. Its product is annotated as Dolichyl-diphosphooligosaccharide--protein glycosyltransferase subunit WBP1. NCBI's taxonomy places the organism in Eukaryota, Fungi, Kickxellomycota, Kickxellomycetes, Kickxellales, Kickxellaceae. The coding region runs from base 1 to 1311 and encodes 436 amino acids. The record is from RefSeq and is a predicted model, not a curated record. Gene Ontology annotation, cellular component: oligosaccharyltransferase complex; endoplasmic reticulum membrane. The transcript is spliced from 4 exons.